Cyphomyrmex costatus is the source of this 1339-nucleotide messenger RNA. It is a transcript of the gene Pbp45, whose product is annotated as proximal sequence element A Pbp45. NCBI's taxonomy places the organism in Eukaryota, Metazoa, Arthropoda, Insecta, Hymenoptera, Formicidae. Gene Ontology annotation, cellular component: snRNA-activating protein complex. The transcript is spliced from 6 exons. The record is from RefSeq and is a predicted model, not a curated record. Gene Ontology annotation, biological process: snRNA transcription by RNA polymerase III; snRNA transcription by RNA polymerase II. Bases 293 to 1183 code for a protein of 296 amino acids. Gene Ontology annotation, molecular function: sequence-specific DNA binding.
AUAUAUUUUGAAUAAAAUUUUCCUCGAAGAGGUUUUGGAACAUAUCCGUGAUUUACGGGGCGAAGUGAUGCUUUUCUCAGCCAGAUACGUUUCGAACAAAAUCACAUCAAAUGAACUUAAUUUCAUCGAUUUUUGUGCUAAACGUGGUUAAACAAAUAUCGAGCAACACUUUUUUCUUGUUAAAUCAUUGUUUCUACAUAAAAACAUAUCAGUUGAGUGUAUUUUUAUGAUAGUUUAAGGUGAGCGAAGUAUUCUCAAUAUUUACCCAGAGAGAGAGAGAGCACGUACAAUUAUGCAGUUUCACGAUUCGCAACAGAAGUGCUUAAUGGAGGCUUUUCGCACAGAUUGCCAGUCGUUAAUAACACGCUUUGAAUUGUCUUAUAAUACUCACUUUCAAAAUUUCUGUGAGAUCUGGAAAGAAAUGCAGUUUGGUUUGAUUUUUGCUUAUCAUCCUUCGGAAGCAGCUUUAAUGACAUUUUGUGAAGAUGCCCUUUGCAUAAUAAAGCAGUUUCUUGUAAAUGCAUCCAGUUUAAAGGAACGUAUAGGGGCUCUUUAUCUCACAUAUGGAGUUUACUAUAAAAUGCCAGUAAAACAACUAAAGAUCAGAAUGACUCUAUCAGAUUGGAGUUGCUUAAUGGAAUUGCACAGUCAAAUAAAACAAGAGGAAUAUCUUGAUGCUAAUUAUAUCUUAUGCAAAAUGAUUGUUGAUCAUGUAUUUAUUCAUUGCAUUAGUGACAGAGAGUAUGGUAUCGAGAGACAUUUCUAUCAAAAGCAAGAACAGCCCAAGUUGGACGUUAAUUUGAUGCCAGAAAUUAAAGAACUAGCGGCACCAGAGAAGCUGCUAUCGACUAUUAGCAAAUUAAGCAAAGUAUAUGAGGAAAAGAAGCGUGCUUUGUUUGAUGCGGAUGGAGAAUCUAGCCUGCAACUUUACGAUGCUAGUAUAGCAGAUAAUAUUGUUGAUAACAUUCGUACAAUGCAGUCGGAAAGUAGAAUAUUUGUCAAAUCAGCCGAUAUGAUAAACACUAGCUGUAGUAAGCCAACAACAGCAACAGCGACCGAAACUGUUCAAAAAUGUCAAAAACGGAUAAGAAUUCGCAAAAAUCAGGUCUUAUCCAAGAUAGGCCGAGCGUUCGAAAAAGGAUUACAAUCCGAAGAAGAAUCGGAAGCGGAUGAAGAUAUAUGAAGAAUAAAUAGCGUUGCUUUAUAAAAUUUGCAAAAAAUCAUAACUCAAGAAAUUGAUUCAAAUAUCAAUUUAAGUGUAAAUAAGAGCUUUUGUUCUAAUAAACCUUCAACUGGUUGUUGUCAUCAAAGCCGGCGCUGUGACCUGCAUUUCUCACGA